AUGGCGCAACGCAAAUCUGACUCCCAGGAUGUGGAUGCCCAAUCAGACCUUCUUCAAGACAGCUCCAAUCCGCAGCUGCUGAACUCUGAGAUGACAAUGGCCUUUCAAGAACUCGCACGUGGCGAGAGGACCGCUUCGGCGCUGGAGUCGAAGCUCGACAGCAUCGAACGCAGAAUUGAAGAGUUGCUGGCCAGCAUCGAGGAAAGUCCAAGCCCAACACAACAACAGAAAGCUCCUUCAUCCGACAUGGCAAAGCCAAAAUAG
This is a messenger RNA of Capronia coronata CBS 617.96, 264 nucleotides long. RefSeq lists its product as uncharacterized. The transcript is spliced from 3 exons. The record is from RefSeq and is a predicted model, not a curated record. Lineage: Eukaryota; Fungi; Ascomycota; Eurotiomycetes; Chaetothyriales; Herpotrichiellaceae. Bases 1 to 264 code for a protein of 87 amino acids.